CGCUCAUCUCGAGACCGCAUGUGAACACGUUGACACGAAUAGUCUUUGUCUAUGUCAUACUUGGUCGCCUCAACACGCAUAUCAGAGUUCUAGACAGUAGCUCAGCAUCAUGGACCAUCUUUCAGAACUGGCCACUGCGGCGAUCGAGUUCGCCAGGCAUCGCCCAGUCCUGACGAUCAUCGGGAUCAUCAUCACUUCGCUGGCCUCUCUCUGGUUCUAUUACUGGCCAUGGGCGGAGUGGACCCUGUCAUUCCGAAAUGUGCCAGGUCCGCCUUCUGACAACUGGCUAUUCGGUAACCUACGUGCGAUCAUCAAAGCCGGACCGAUGGAGCUGCACAGGGAGUGGGCAAAGGAAUAUGGCCCAACCUAUCGAUACAGAAUCAUCUUUGCCCAGCAUCGAUUCUAUACUCUCGAUCCUAAAGCUAUCGCGCAUGUCCUGUCUCAUCCAGAUACAUUCCCUAAGCCUGAUCGGGCGAGGCAACAGCUGGCCAAGACACUUGGAAAUGGACUGCUCACUGCGGAAGGAGCGGAUCACAGACGGCAGCGAAAGGCUUUAAACCCUUCAUUCUCUCCUCUAGCCGUGAAGAACAUGCAAGACAUCUUUUUCGACAAGGCGUACGAGCUCCGAGAGAAGCUGGUCGACAUCAUCGCCGAUGAUACAAUCCAGGCUUCACCCACGCCUGCCAAACCGGAAGAUACAGUCAGUGGAGGUAAGAAGAUCGACGUGGCGAAGUACCUUGGCCAAACCACUCUCGACGUUAUCGGCCUCGCGGGAUUCAACUACGACUUCCAGUCUCUAAGUCAAAAGGACAAUGAACUCGCAGAGGCAUACAGAUCCAUGUUUGCGGCAUCGUCGCAGCUCACACUCAUGCUCUUCCUCGCGGCGUUCGUGCCAGGUUUCGAUAAAAUCCCAACGAAGCAGCAGAGAACGGUCAGGGCCAGUCAGGAGGUCACGAGGAGGAUCGGAAACAGACUUUUGGAGGAGAAGAAGCGGGCCGUGAAGGCGGCCUACAGCGACGGCUUUGAGAAAGGCUCAGAUAUUGGCAAGGACCUGUUGUCAAUCUUAGUCAAGGCGAACAUGGCGUCCGACGUUCCACCAGACCAGCGCAUGUCGGAUGACGAGGUUCUCGCUCAAAUCACCACCUUCAUGCUCGCCGGCAACGAGACGUCCAGUACAUCCUUGACUUGGAUACUGUAUCUGCUCUGCCAACAUCCAGAGAUUCAAACCAAGCUCCGGGAGGAGCUCGCCGCCGUUGAAUCUGAGCGACCAUCACAUGAGGAGAUCGCGGCGUUGCCGUACCUUGAUGCGGUCGUCCGAGAAGGUCUCAGACUCUUACCCCCGGCCACGUCCACUAUUCGUGAGGCGAAGCAGACCACUGUUGUCCCUCUUGGCACCCCAAUCAGAGGACGCGAUGGUAAGAUGAUGGACACAGUCACGCUGCAAGCGGGCACGACUGUCUUUCUGCCCAUCAUGCCCGUCAACACCUCUCAGGAUCGUUGGGGGUCAGAUGCGGAGGAUUUCAAUCCUGAUCGCUUCCUCUCACCACCGCCCGAAUCCACGAAAGAAGUUCCAGGUGUCUGGGGCAAUAUGUUGACUUUCCUGGGUGGCACACGCAGCUGCAUUGGCUACCGAUUUGCGUUAGCGGAAAUGAAGGCUAUCUUGUUUGUACUGAUGAGAAACUUCGAGUUCGAGGAGUUGAAAAGCAAACCCCAGAUUGAGAAGCGGUCUGCGUGCGUGUCCCUCUCUUUUCACGGAGCUGACGGAGUUAUUAGGAUCGUGAUGCGGUCCAAGGUUGUGGGAGAAGAGACUCAAGGAUACCAGAUGCCGCUCAUGGUGAAGCCCAUCUCAGCCUAGUUGAAAACAAGAGU
Kockovaella imperatae is the source of this 1869-nucleotide messenger RNA. Its product is annotated as cytochrome P450. Bases 110 to 1855 code for a protein of 581 amino acids. The transcript is spliced from 8 exons. Gene Ontology annotation, molecular function: iron ion binding; monooxygenase activity; heme binding. The record is from RefSeq and is a predicted model, not a curated record. NCBI's taxonomy places the organism in Eukaryota, Fungi, Basidiomycota, Tremellomycetes, Tremellales, Cuniculitremaceae.